Molecule: messenger RNA, 2838 nt
Organism: Amphibalanus amphitrite
Lineage: Eukaryota; Metazoa; Arthropoda; Thecostraca; Balanomorpha; Balanidae
Product: CCR4-NOT transcription complex subunit 9-like
Exons: 7
Coding region: 1313-2176 (287 amino acids)
Biological process (GO): mRNA catabolic process; negative regulation of translation
Cellular component (GO): CCR4-NOT complex; P-body; CCR4-NOT core complex
Source: RefSeq, a predicted model, not a curated record
AUUAUCCUUUAGGGGGUGCUGAAAGGGCUAGGGCUUGGCUGGUGUGCUGCAAAUUAGUAUUACGGCUUUGAUAAUUAUGGUUAUCGCUUAUGGACCCUAAAAUACAAGGUUUCAUGCCCCAGGACCCAGAGCUCUCAGCUCCUCAAGCCUCAGAUACUCUAUUUCUUUUCAUAAAUAAAUGGCCAGGGCCCUGUUUCACCAUCCCUAUGCUACGUGAGCUGCAGGCUGAGGCUGCAGCGCGCUAGGAGCUAUGGCAUACCAUAUAGUCACUUGAAAGUUUAAUGACGUUGCGUGUGAUUCGCUAGCUUAUAAUAAAUCUUGUUUGGAACAGAGGUCCAAAAGAUCCAAGUAGGGCCAAGAACAGAGGUUUGAAGUCAAAUACUGUAAGCAUUCUGUUCUGCUGGCACUGCAGCGCUGUGGUGCGCUAGCUCUUCGCAGUGACGUCAUAGCAUAGCAUCAGUGAAGUUUGUUGAUAUGGCCAUGAAAAUGUAACGCACUGACAUGCGCAGCCACUGCAGCCCUGCCGUGAAACACUGCCCAGGACCAGGUUGCUAGCAAAUGCAAGUGGCAUGGGAGUUGUGACUGUAUCUGAUGCAUGAGAUUUGUGCCAGGUUGAUAUUUGUCUUAGGUCAGUAAUACCACCCUAAGUCAAAGGAAUGAAAUGGACUGCUUCCGGGCAUACUUGGGGUAGUCCUUAGUCCAGCUUCAUUUUUUAAAUGUAGGUACCUACCUAUGUCACUCAUGAGUCAUGACUCAUGUGAAAGCCGUCAUGGAAUCAAACGCACCAGACUUCUUUGUUGUUAGAAGAUGUUCAAUAAUUACUAAACCCCAGAAACUGGCUCAUGGCUGAGCUGAAGGACAACCUUGCUGAGGAAAUAAAACCAAAGUGCUAAGUGCUUGAAGCUAGGACACCAUAUAUAAAUGCUAUUUUUAUAAUUUAUCAGCAUGAUGUAUUUACCUUAAGUAUUUACCUUAAGUAAAUGUCAUUGGGUACCCUUUCGAGUAAUCAGACCCUUUACUCAAGAGAUGCCUCCUCUUCUUCUGACAAAGAUGAGUAGGCUGCCAUGCUAGGUGAGGCCAUACAUUGAUGGCCACGAUGAUCAUUAGUAUGAGAACUUGUAGUUGAACUUUUCAGGGUGGUCCUUCCAUUCCUUCCCCAGUCUGAUGUGAAUAAAUUUAUGUGCUGCAUCCACCUAGCCCAUUGCUAUAUAAUUUUAUGGAAGGUUGUAGUUCAAGGUAUUGAUCAGACUUCACACUGUCUUGUGAUCUAUUCAGCCCAUAGUUUCAAUCAUCAUUAUCAAGAGGAAGGACAAUGUCAGCAGACGCUCAUACAGAAGAAAUAACUCAACUGAUUAAGAAUAUUUUAAAUAAAGAAACCAGAGAGGCAGCUCUGAAGCAACUUAGCAAGAAGAGAGAGACGGUGUCGGACCUGGCGCCGAUGCUGUGGCACUCGGGCGGCACCAUCACCGCCCUGCUGCACGAGAUCGUCAGCAUCUACGGCCUCAUUCACCCGCCGACGCUCACCGCCAUGGACAGCAACCGUGUGUGCAACUCGCUGGCGCUGCUGCAGUGCGUCGCCUCCCACCCCGAGACACGAUCGCCCUUCCUCUCGGCGCAGAUUCCUCAGUACCUGUACCCGUUCCUCAGCACCAGCAGCACGGCCCAGCCAUUCGAGUUCCUGCGGCUUACGAGCCUCGGGGUAAUCGGCGCGCUGGUCAAGACGGAUGAACGCGAAGUGAUCGACUUCCUGCUGACCACGGAGAUCAUCCCUCUGUGCCUGCAAAUCAUGCAGCACGGCACGGAGCUCAGCAAGACUGUGGCCACCUUCAUCCUGCAAAAGAUUCUCAGCGAUGACACUGGACUGUCGCACGUCUGUCAGACAUACGAACGGUUCUCCCACGUGGCUCGCACUCUGGGCAAUAUGGUCAUCAACCUGGAGAAGGAGAAGUCGGCGCGCCUGCUGAAGCACGUCAUCCGCUGUUACCUGCGCCUCUCAGACAACCCGAGAGCCCGUGAGGCGCUGCGCUCGGUCCUGCCGGACCAGCUGAAGGGCGACACGUUCGACGGCUGUCUGGAGGACAGCUCGGUCCGCAACUGGCUCACCCUGCUGCGCAAGGCGCUCGACGAACCGGUCGGUCCCGAUCAGGGCAUGGCCGCCGCCGCUGCUCUCCACUGAGGCGGGUCACUCUCCUCAGAAGGCACUCUGCGGUGACGGUCAGUCCGUUCAACGUGCGCUGCGGCAUCUUCUGUGCUCCAUUAGAACUGGGUACAGUGUCCGCAAGUGUGCCAGGCCGAUGGCUCCACGCAGCUUCUCCGCCUUAGCCGAUGCCUGAUGGAAGACGUAGUUUGUAGCCUUCUUGUAGUUAGUGAAUCUCCUUCGACGCCGCUCACUGGCACGGGCGCGCACGAUCAAUAGCGGGAGGUGGUAGGAGGGACGAACUGCAAUCAGUGCCUCAUGGUCGCUGGACAUGGAGCUGGAUGAUCCGGCCAGUCUUCUAGCACGAUUUCGUACGACGUAGCCGUAUUUGGAAGAAGAGAUGAACGGUUGUUUUAUCUGCCGUUCGUGAAUGUUAGACAAAUGACAUCAAACUUUGCGUACAACCGGUGUUUUUAUAAUCUACUAGACAGCGUACAAGUUUUAGGGAAAUGAUUAGAGAAACUCUUGUCAAGCUUUAGUCCAGAAGGACCGGUGCGUUUGAUUCAGAAUGUUCGUUACUUUGAGUAAUUAAAAUUAAGACUUUCACUCUUGAUAGUGCUUUUCAUGUUUGUAUGCGCCUAUGAUGUGAUGCUGUAACCCAGCUGUAAUAGUUUGGGGGGGAAUCUUGCUCUACUACGCUU